ACUCCGUGUGAUAAUCAGAAUGGUUGUGGAGGGGCUCCUGCGAAGGAUAAUACACCAAAAAGGAAAGUCAUCAUCCAGCUGAUUUGCAAUUUUUGCUGUGUAUAUUAGUAGUCCACCUGUGGAUUCCUCUGAAAAUACAGUCUCGCAAUGUUCCUUGCGAAUCCGGCCAUAUACCGGCCACCUUUGGCGAAAAGGGUGUUUUUGAUUGCUUUGAAAAGGCGAGCAACCUCUGCUGCUGCUACUGCCUCAGCACCUGUAAAGUCAUAUGAUGAAAUUCCUGGACCAAAACCGCUUCCGCUUAUUGGGAACGCCUGGAGAUUUUUGCCGUACAUAGGUUCAUGGGAUACAACGGAUUUUGCUAAAUGGACCAAAUCUCUUCUAGACGAAUACGGAAAAAUUGUCAAAAUCGGCAACUUGCCUGGCCGGAAAGACAUGAUUAUGAUAUUUGAUCCAGACACAAUAGCCGAUGUGUUUAAAAACGAAGGCCCUUAUCCCGAACGAAUGAAAUUUGAAAGCGUGAAGUAUUACAGGGAAAAGAUCAGACCUGAUUUCUAUGAGGGAUUUCAAGGGAUCGUAAAUGAGAAUGGUGAGAGGUGGCUUCAAGCACGCUCUAUUAUUAACCAGCCGAUGAUGAAAAUCGAAGUUGCGAAUCUCUACGUUCCAAAAUCAGAUCAAGUCUCUAAAGAUUUCGUCAAACUGGUGAAAGCUCUAAGGGGCAGUAACAUGGAGAUGGCUGCCGAUUUCAAGAACGAAAUCCACAAGUGGGCGCUAGAAUCAAUUGCUUUAAUAGCCUUGGAUACGCGCCUUGGUUGCCUGCAACAACAUUUGGCCAAAGACUCUGACGCACAGAAGAUGAUUGAUGCUGUAGUUCAAAUAUUUGAGCUUACAUACGAGCUGGACUUCAAAGUUCCCUUCUGGAAAUUGUUUCCGUCCAAAACUAUGGAAGCGUUGAUUGGAUAUUCAGACAAUGUCCUUGAAAUCUCGCUGAAAUACGUGGACCAAGCGAGAAGCAAAUUCGGAGAUCUGAGUGCAACUGAAACGCCUGAAAUGAGCGUGUUGCAAAGGAUUUUGAAGCGCGACCAGAGCUCAAAACGCGCAGUUAUCAUGUGCAUGGAUAUGAUUUUUGCUGGAGUCGAUACAACAUCCAACACUGCAGCGUGCACACUUUAUUAUUUAGCAUGCAAUCCUGACAAACAAGAGAAACUUUAUCAAGAAAUUAAAUCCGUCGUCCUGGCAAACCCAUGUGAGAAUUUGACUGCAGAACACUUGAACAAAAUGAAGUACUUAAAAGCGUGCAUCAAAGAAGCUACGCGAUUGGCACCUGUCGUCAAUGGAACUGCUCGGGCACUGCCAAAGGAUGUUGUUCUUCAUAACUACCUUAUUCCAAAACAGAAAGCCGAUAUAUUCAUGUUCAACAGCACUCUGUAUCGGCAAGAAGAGCACUAUCCCGACGCUAAAAAAUUCAUACCUGAGCGCUGGAUGCGCGAGGACAAAAGUUGCCCAGUGAGAAAAGCGAACAAAGCACACCCGUUCGUUUUCCUGCCGUUCGGGCACGGCGUGAGGCAAUGUCCGGGCAUGCGAUUCGCCAACAUGGAAAUGGAAACGUUCAUUGCGAGAAUGCUGCUUGAGUUCAAAGUUGAAUGGCACCAGCCUCCUCUAACCUUCAUAAGUAAAGCGCUGCAGACUCCACUCUCUCCCCUCCAAUUUACUAUUCUUGACCGCAACAAGUGACUUCCUUUUGUAUCACUCAGUUAACAUAUUUAAUUUUUAAUAAAAGAUUAUCUAAAUUAAAA
Cloeon dipterum is the source of this 1793-nucleotide messenger RNA. Its product is annotated as probable cytochrome P450 49a1. The record is from RefSeq and is a predicted model, not a curated record. Bases 148 to 1731 code for a protein of 527 amino acids. The transcript has 10 exons. Lineage: Eukaryota; Metazoa; Arthropoda; Insecta; Ephemeroptera; Baetidae. Gene Ontology annotation, molecular function: iron ion binding; heme binding; oxidoreductase activity, acting on paired donors, with incorporation or reduction of molecular oxygen.